ACCAUGGCCAAGUUCACCCCCCCAAAGACGUACAAAGCUGCCGCUGUAACCAAGAAGUCCGCCCUUGAGCUCAUCGACGUCCCGUGGAAGGACCCAGCGGCCGGGCAGGUCGUAGUGAAAGUCGAGGCAUGCGGCGUUUGUCGGAGCGACGACUUGGUGGUGAACCAGUUAAUGCCCGCGGGCCUGCCGCGCAUCCCGGGGCACGAGAUUGUCGGAACGGUCGUGGCCGUCGGGCCCGGGGAGAAGCUCUGGAAGGAGGGCCAGCGCGUCGGCGGGGGUUGGCACGGCGCACAUUGCUUCGCGUGUCGGCAGUGCCGCAAGGGGGAUUUCAAUACGUGCGAGAAUGAGCAGGUCAAUGGCGUGACGAUGGAUGGCGGGUAUGCGGAGUAUGCGACGUUGAAGAGCGAGGCCGUCGUUGCGCUCCCUGAAGGGAUGGACCCCGCAGAGACGGCGCCUUUGAUGUGUGCUGGUGUAACCACGUACAAUUCGAUCCGCAACAUGGGUUUGAAGGCAGGCGACAUCGUCGCUGUUCAGGGCAUUGGAGGUCUAGGCCACCUCGCCCUGCAAUACGCUCGCGCGAUGGGCUACAAGACCGUCGCGCUGUCCACCUCGGCAUCAAAGAAAGCCCUGGCGAGCGAGCUCGGCGCGCACGCAUACCUCGACGCUAGCAAGGUCAACCAGGCGGAGGAGCUCGGCAAGAUGGGCGGCGCGAACCUCAUCGUGUGCACCGCGCCGAGCGCGGACAUCAUCCAGGCGCUCGUGCCCGGGCUCGCGGUGGGCGGGACGCUGCUCGUCCUGGCGAUCGCGCCGGACGACCUCAAGUUCAAUGCGACGCCGUUCAUUACGAAGAGGCUGUCGCUGCGCGGGUGGCCGUCGGGUCAUGCGAAGGAUAGCGAGGACUGCGCGGCGUUUAGUAAGCUUGAGGGGGUGAAGUGCAGGAUCCAGAAGUACCCGCUUGAGAAGGCGGCGGAGGCAUACCAAAGCAUGAUGGAUGGGUCGGCGAAGUUCAGGGCUGUUAUUGUUCCUUGAAGGGUGUAGAGUCAAGAAUCGGGUAUGUUAGAAAGAUAAAAGCUGUACAAGUAUUGUAGUCUAUGAACUCGAGCAACUUUUCAAGUUGUC
This is a messenger RNA of Gloeophyllum trabeum ATCC 11539, 1119 nucleotides long. Its product is annotated as GroES-like protein. The coding region runs from base 4 to 1029 and encodes 341 amino acids. The record is from RefSeq and is a predicted model, not a curated record. Gene Ontology annotation, molecular function: oxidoreductase activity. NCBI's taxonomy places the organism in Eukaryota, Fungi, Basidiomycota, Agaricomycetes, Gloeophyllales, Gloeophyllaceae. The transcript has 6 exons.